AUGGAGGGUGUAAUGUGGGGUGUUGUACACACGAUGUUUCCAGAUAAAAGCUGCAGCGUUCGAGUCAACCAAGAGGACAACAAAGAUCUGAUUGAUAUCUCCAAAAAACCAUAUGUUAAUAAGGAACUCUUACGACGAGCAUUUGAUCUGACCAAACGUGAACCCAAUGUUGCCAUCAAAUCGAUAACAGAUAAUUGCAAACAGUUGAUGGAAAUGGAACCGCAAAAUAUGUGGGCACGCUAUAUGUACACAUUAUGUUUGAUGGAAACGCAACCAGCCGAAUCUCACGAGGAAAUCUUGUCGAAUCUCGGCAAACUGGCUACGGAGCUUGAUCCUAAGCGGAAGGAGAUCUACAAAAAUUUGGCAUCCCGUCAAAUCCUGAAUAAGGUGUUGCGAUCAGAAGUUGAAGGUGAACCGUUGUUGGAGAAGCUCAUGAAAGGGGAAGAAAGUCAGUUGGCGAUCAGAAAUGCAAAGAUCUCAAGGCUGACUCCAAAUGUUCCUCUUUGUAACUUGAAGUUCCUUUCCCUGGGAUAUUGCCCAGUAAAUGAAGUGGACUGCGUACUGCCAGCACUGAAGUCCAUGUGCUCAUUGGAAAGAUUCCUUUACUGUGAAACUCCUUUGGUGUCGAAAACUAGUGAACUUGGGAAGGAAUUGCCAAAUGUGAGACUCAUUCCUCAUUAUCUUUAA
This is a messenger RNA of Cylicostephanus goldi, 687 nucleotides long. The record is from the annotation of a GenBank genome assembly. Lineage: Eukaryota; Metazoa; Nematoda; Chromadorea; Rhabditida; Strongylidae.